Lagenorhynchus albirostris (white-beaked dolphin) is the source of this 3966-nucleotide messenger RNA. It is a transcript of the gene CNTNAP2, whose product is annotated as contactin associated protein 2. Lineage: Eukaryota; Metazoa; Chordata; Mammalia; Artiodactyla; Delphinidae. The record is from RefSeq and is a predicted model, not a curated record. The transcript has 24 exons. The coding region runs from base 1 to 3966 and encodes 1321 amino acids.
AUGCUGGAAGAUGUGAUCAGUGCAGGGACCGCUGUGGGCCAUUGGAGGACGUUGCACUUCAUUCCAAAAAAAUGUGAUGAGCCACUUGUGUCUGGACUCCCCCAUGUGGCUUUCAGCAGCUCAUCCUCUAUGUCUGGGAGCUAUUCUCCUGGCUAUGCCAAGAUCAACAAGCGAGGGGGUGCUGGGGGAUGGUCUCCAUCAGACAGUGACCAUUAUCAAUGGCUUCAGGUUGACUUUGGCCAUCGAAAGCAGAUCAGUGCCAUAGCAACCCAAGGAAGAUACAGCAGCUCAGACUGGGUGACCCAAUACCGCAUGCUCUACAGCGACACAGGGAGAAAUUGGAAACCCUACCAUCAAGAUGGGAAUAUCUGGGCAUUUCCUGGGAACGUCAACUCCGAUAGUGUGGUUCGGCAUGAUUUACAGCAUCCAGUGAUCGCCCGCUAUGUGCGCAUCGUGCCUCUGGAUUGGAACGGAGAAGGCCGCAUUGGGCUCAGAAUUGAGGUCUACGGCUGUUCUUACUGGGCUGAUGUUAUCAACUUUGAUGGUCAUGUUGUGUUACCAUAUAGAUUCAGAAACAAGAAGAUGAAAACACUGAAAGAUGUCAUUGCUUUGAAAUUUAAAACCUCCGAAAGUGAAGGGGUAAUCUUGCACGGGGAAGGACAGCAAGGGGAUUAUAUUACUUUGGAACUGAAAAAAGCCAAGCUGGUCUUCAGUUUAAACCUAGGAAGCAACCAGCUUGGCCCCAUAUAUGGCCACACGUCCGUGAGGACAGGAAGUCUGCUGGAUGAUCACCACUGGCACUCUGUGGUCAUUGAGCGCCAGGGCCGGAGCAUCAACCUCACCCUGGACAGAAGCACACAGCACUUCCGCACCAAUGGGGAGUUCGACUACCUGGAUUUGGACUAUGAGAUAACCUUUGGAGGCAUACCUUUCUCCGGUAAGCCAAGUUCCAGCAGUAGAAAGAAUUUCAAAGGCUGCAUGGAAAACAUUAACUACAAUGGCAUCAACAUAACUGAUCUCGCAAGAAGGAAGAAACUAGAACCCUCAAAUGUGGGAAAUUUGAGUUUCGCAUGCGUGGAGCCCUACACGGUACCUGUCUUUUUCAAUGCUACCAGUUACCUGGAGGUGCCUGGACGGCUUCAUCAAGACCUGUUUUCGGUUAGUUUCCAGUUCAGGACUUGGAACCCCAAUGGUCUCCUGCUUUUCAGUCAUUUUGCGGAUAAUUUGGGCAACGUGGAGAUUGACCUCACUGACAGCAAAGUCAGCGUUCACAUCAACAUCACGCAGACCAAGAUGAGCCAGAUAGAUAUUUCCUCAGGUUCUGGGUUGAAUGACGGCCAGUGGCAUGAAGUCCGUUUCCUAGCUAAGGAGAAUUUUGUUAUUCUCACUAUCGACGGAGAUGAAGCCUCAGCAGUCCGAACUAACAGUCCUCUUCAAGUUAAAACUGGCGAGAAGUACUUUUUUGGAGGUUACCGGAACCAGAUGAAUAACUCAAGUCACUCUGUCCUUCAGCCUUCAUUCCAAGGAUGCAUGCAGCUCAUUCAAGUGGAUGAUCAACUUGUAAAUUUAUACGAAGUGGCACAAAGGAGGCCAGGAAGUUUUGCGAAUGUCAGCAUUGAUAUGUGUGCCAUCAUAGACAGAUGUGUGCCCAAUCACUGUGAGCAUGGUGGGAAGUGCUCGCAAACGUGGGACAGCUUCAUAUGCACUUGUGAUGAGACGGGAUACAGUGGGGCCACCUGCCACAACUCCAUCUAUGAGCCUUCCUGUGAAGCCUACAAACACCUAGGCCAGACAUCAAAUUACUACUGGAUAGAUCCUGAUGGCAGUGGACCUCUGGGGCCUCUGAAAGUUUACUGCAACAUGACAGAGGACAAAGUGUGGACGAUAGUGUCUCAUGAUUUGCAGAUGCAGACGACGGUGGUGGGCUACAACCCAGAAAAAUACUCGGUGACACAGCUCAUUUACAGCGCCUCCAUGGACCAGAUCAGCGCCAUCACCAGCAGCGCCGAGUACUGUGAGCAGUACAUCUCCUAUUUCUGCAAGAUGUCCAGGUUGUUGAACACCCCAGAUGGAAGCCCUUACACCUGGUGGGUGGGCAAAGCCAACGAGAAGCACUACUACUGGGGCGGCUCCGGGCCCGGAAUUCAGAAAUGCGCCUGCGGCAUCGAGCGCAACUGCACGGACCCCAAAUACUACUGCAACUGUGACGCGGAUUACAAGCAGUGGAGGAAGGACGCUGGCUUCUUAUCCUACAAAGAUCACCUGCCAGUAAGCCAGGUGGUGGUUGGAGACACUGACCGGCAAGGCUCGGAAGCCAAACUGAGUGUGGGUCCCCUGCGCUGCCAAGGAGACAGGAAUUACUGGAAUGCUGCCUCUUUCCCAAACCCAUCAUCCUACCUGCACUUCUCUACUUUCCAAGGGGAAACCAGUGCAGACAUCUCUUUCUACUUCAAAACAUUAAUCCCCCGGGGAGUGUUUCUUGAAAAUCUGGGGAACACAGAUUUUAUCAAACUCGAACUGAAAUCUGCCACGGAAGUGUCCUUUUCAUUUGAUGUCGGAAACGGGCCAGUGGAGAUUGUGGUGAGGUCACCCUCCCCUCUCAACGAUGACCAGUGGCACCGGGUCACCGCGGAAAGGAAUGUCAAGCAGGCCAGCCUGCAGGUGGACAGGCUGCCCCAGCAGACCCGCAAGGCCCCAACGGAAGGCCACACCCGCCUGGAGCUCUACAGCCAGCUGUUUGUCGGUGGUGCCGGGGGCCAGCAGGGCUUUCUGGGCUGCAUCCGCUCCCUGAGGAUGAAUGGGGUGACACUGGACCUGGAAGAAAGAGCAAAGGUCACAUCCGGGUUCAAAUCCGGGUGCUCGGGCCACUGCACCAGCUACGGGGCAAACUGUGAGAAUGGAGGCAAAUGCAUAGAGAAAUACCACGGGUAUUCCUGCGAUUGCUCCAACACAGCCUACGAUGGAACAUUUUGCAACAAAGAUGUGGGCGCAUUUUUUGAAGAGGGGAUGUGGCUGCGGUAUCACUUCCAGGCGCCCGGGUCCGGUGCUAAGGAAUCGGGCAGCAGGUCGGAGAACUCCCUGGACCCGCAGAAUGGGGCCCUGGACCUGGCCCGCGAGGAGAUCUGCUUCAGCUUCAGCACCACCAAGGCACCCUGCAUCCUCCUCUACGUCAGCUCUUUCACCACCGACUUCCUGGCAGUUCUCGUCAAACCCACCGGAAGCUUACAGAUCCGGUACAGCCUGGGUGGCACCAGGGAGCCAUAUAAUAUUGACGUGGACCACAGGAGCAUGGCCAAUGGGCAGCCCCACAGCGUUAAUGUCACCCGUCACGAGAGGACCAUUACUCUCAAGCUGGAUCAUUAUCCUUCCGUGAGUUACCACCUGCCAAGUUCGUCUGACACUCUGUUCAAUUCUCCCAAGUCGCUCUUUCUAGGAAAAGUUAUAGAAACAGGGAAGAUUGACCAAGAGAUUCACAAGUACAACACCCCGGGAUUCACUGGGUGCCUCUCCAGAGUCCAGUUCAACCAGAUCGCCCCUCUCAAGGCAGCCUUGAGGCAAACAAACGCCUCAGCUCGCGUGCACACCCAGGGUGAGCUGGUGGAGUCCAACUGCGGGGCCUCCCCGCUCACCCUCGCACCCAUGUCGUCUGCCACCGACCCCUGGCACUUAGACCACCUGGAUUCAGCCAGUGCUGAUUUUCCGUAUAACCCAGGACAAGGCCAAGCUAUAAGGAAUGGAGUCAACAGAAACUCGGCCAUCAUCGGAGGGGUCAUUGCCGUGGUAAUCUUCACCAUCCUCUGCACCUUGGUCUUCCUUAUCCGGUACAUGUUCCGUCACAAGGGCACCUACCACACCAACGAGGCCAAGGGAGCAGAGUCGGCAGAGAGCGCGGACGCCGCCAUCAUGAGCAACGACCCCAACUUCACAGAGACCAUUGACGAAAGCAAAAAGGAAUGGCUCAUUUGA